AUGCACCUUGGUACUCAGGAUAAGGUUUCUGCUCGACAUGCCUCUUGGAUUGCUUAUCUACAGCAGUUUACUUUUGUGAUCAAGCACAAGGCAGGUGCCCUUAACAAAAUUGCGGAUGCGUUGAGUAGGCACCAAACGCUCCUUACAGAAAUGCCAGGUUUUGACAGGUUGUGUGACUUAUAUGCUACUGACCCAUACUUUUCCCAUGUUGUCCAGAAGUUGCAAGAGGGUGUGCAGUCGGAGUUUACAUGGGUUGAUGGUUUUCUUUUUCAUGGCAAUCAGUUGUGUGUUCCAGAGGGCAGUUUGAGGUUGAAGAUCAUUCAAGAGUUGCAUAAUGUGGGCCAUGUGGGUCGUGACCGAACAUUGCAGCUUGUUGUUGCUUCUUACUUUUGGCCAUCAUUGUGCAAAGAUGUUAACAAGUUUGUGGAGCGUUGUCGGUUUGUCACUUGGCUAAGGGCAAAGCGACCAAUGUGGGCUUGUAUAUGCUCCUACCUAUCCCAACCCAGCCUUGGACAGAUGUGA
Olea europaea var. sylvestris is the source of this 522-nucleotide messenger RNA. RefSeq lists its product as uncharacterized. Lineage: Eukaryota; Viridiplantae; Streptophyta; Magnoliopsida; Lamiales; Oleaceae. The record is from RefSeq and is a predicted model, not a curated record. Bases 1 to 522 code for a protein of 173 amino acids. The transcript has a single exon.